Messenger RNA from Phytophthora megakarya, 753 nucleotides. Lineage: Eukaryota; Oomycota; Peronosporomycetes; Peronosporales; Peronosporaceae. The record is from the annotation of a GenBank genome assembly.
AUGGCGCACCAACUUGAGAUGCAUCUAAGUCUGCCGAAGAGCGAGUUCGGGAAAUUGUCUAUCCCGUAUUUGUCACAUGAGAUUAGCGCUGAAGGAAUCAGGGCAAAACCGAAGAUCGCUAAGGGUGUUCAGGAUUUACGUUUUCCAACGACAAUGAAGGGAGUGCAAUCUUUCUUGGGCAGCCUGAAUUAUUAUCACAAAUUCAUCGAAGACUAUCCUGUGAUUGCUGCCUCCCUCUAUGAACUCUCGGAUGACCAAGCAAAGCAGGCGUUCGAAAUCCUGAAACACAAGAUCGUGUCGACCCCAGUAUUGAGGCACCUUGACAGGAACAAACCAUUCGUUAUUAUACCCCAUGCAAAUCAAUGGGCUGCCUGUGCGUUCCUGGGUCAAGAAAAUGAUGGUUUGAUCCAGCCAGUGCGCUUUACGGGGCGUGUUCUCCACGACGCGGAGUUGAGAUACCACAUCGCAGAAAAGGAGACCAUCGCCGUGUUGAGGCUGCUACAGGUGUUCAGAACACUCAUUCAGGGUUGUCCUCUCAUCGUGUACACUAGACACUCGGUUCUGAAGUGGAUCAUGAAAUCCAAGACGGCAGAUGGGAGAUGUGUACCAUGGGGCGUUUUACUUUCGCAGUGGAACCUGGACGUCAGGAAGAUCCAGCGAGACGAUGAUGGCUUAGCUGCCAUCCUGGGCGCCGGCAUCACACCUCGAGAGCAUUUGGACGAAGUCGCCGAGGAGCUCAUCCCUGUCAAAUAG